Messenger RNA from Eupeodes corollae, 1418 nucleotides. Its product is annotated as glycoprotein-N-acetylgalactosamine 3-beta-galactosyltransferase 1-like. NCBI's taxonomy places the organism in Eukaryota, Metazoa, Arthropoda, Insecta, Diptera, Syrphidae. Gene Ontology annotation, molecular function: N-acetylgalactosaminide beta-1,3-galactosyltransferase activity. The coding region runs from base 113 to 1198 and encodes 361 amino acids. The transcript has 5 exons. Gene Ontology annotation, cellular component: membrane. The record is from RefSeq and is a predicted model, not a curated record.
UGUAUGUCGAUGGAUGAGCUCUGAUCAGCCCAGCCAGCAGUGCCUGAAGCUAGCUGAGAGGCACGCUUUUUUCUUGAGCUUUAAACAUCGAUUAGUCUAACAAAUAUCGGUGAUGAGUUCGGACGUACUUUUGAGUAGGCGUCGCAACGCCGGCGAAGCGUCAAGCCUGAGGGUUCGUCUAGCAGCGCUGUUUGGAUUUGCCUUUGGCUUUGCCAUGGCAUUUGUCACACUUUUGUCUUAUGGCACCUCGGUGACUGAGAUACUAAAUGAAAAACCAACUACCCUGGUUAUAACCACGGGUACAGGAGAGGGUUCAUCUUAUGGGUCAUCAGCAGCAGCAUUAGUUUCAUCAAGCUCGAGAGCUAUCGUUACCACCAAAUCAAACCCGGAUUUAUUUGAAGAAGUUCGCAUUGUUUGCAUGGUACUCACUUAUGCCGACAAUCGCGACAAGGCACAACAUCUGAAGGCAACUUGGGGCAAACGGUGCAACCGAUUGAUCUUCAUAAGUAACCAAAACGACCAGGAUCUGGGUGCAGUCGAUGUUGGUGUUGAGGAUAGUCAUGACAAUUUGUGGACAAAAACACGUGAGGCAUUUCGUUAUGUCUAUGAAAAUUUGUUGCACGAAGGCGAAUGGUUUCUUAAGGCAGAUGAUGAUACAUACAUUGUAAUGGAAAAUCUGAGAUACUUGCUCUACGGAUACGAUGCUCAAAAACCUAUCUAUUUUGGACAUAAAUUCAUCUACAAUGACAAAGUUUACAUGUCAGGUGGAGGAGGUUAUGUCCUCAGUAAAGAAGCACUUCGUCGUUUUAUUGUCGAUUCAUUUGACAAUGAAACACUGUGUUUAAGUGCCCAACCUUCAUCGGAAGAUUUUGAAAUUGGAAAAUGUCUUACAAAUGUUGGUGUUAUACCAGGAAAUUCAAUGGAUCCCAUUGACUAUACCCAAAGAUUUCAUCCUUUGCCACUUCGUGACUACCUUCAACCUGAUGCAAUGAAUACACUGCCAGGAUGGUUGUUUAAUAGGAGUGUUGAGCAAAUACAAACGGGGCCAUUCUGUUGUUCUGAUUACGCAAUAUCCUUCCAUUACCUUGAAUCCAAGGAUAUGUACUUGUAUGAUUUUUUCCUGUACCGAAUGAAGGUUCAUGGCAUAGAAAAACCAUUCCGAACGUUACCAGAUAAAAUUUCGUCAGAAAUUGGAUAAAUUAAAAGCAGACAAACUAUGAAAAAUAAUAUAAUUUACGUACUUAAUGUGAUUUUUAUAAAAUCAUAUUAAGAAUAUUAAAUGUUAAUUAGUAAUUAAAAUAUUAAUUAGGUGUAAUUUACAUAAUUUACCUAUAUUUCUGUGUUUAUGUAUUUGCUUUGUAAAAAAAGUAUUUGAAUUUGAAAAUAAUAAACGAAUUAUAGUAAACGUUGCAGACUUU